AUGGCUCUCAGUAGGCUGAUACUGACCGCUGCUAUUCUCGGCACAACCUACGGGGCUGCUAUUAGCAACACCACUCGAGUCCUCGACCUACCUCCUCGUUACCACAAUGGUACCGUCAGCGUUGAGCAUCUCUCGGUGGCGGACAACCUCGAUGGGUUCAAGAUGCUGACCCCGGCUGCCAAGAGUUCAGCCGACUUUUGGUACUUUGACGUCGUUUCGAAGUCCACUAACCAGACUCUGAACAUCGUCUUCUUCAACUCAGGGGAGUUUGCACAGUACCCGCAUCCACUCGCGGUUCAAGUUUCAGGAGUCUACCCGAAUGGGACAGACUUCUACUUCGAAGCUAUGGCCGAUGCCGGGGUCCACCUCACCAACGGUCCCCGUGGUAUCACUGGAGACUGGGAAGGUGUUGGAUCCUUCACGGGAACCUCGUUGGACAAGCCUGAUGUGGAGUAUACGAUCAACAUCAACUCCGAGGACAUGGGCAUCUAUGGCAGCGUCUCCUUUAAGGCCACUGCUCCGGCCCAUUACCCCUGCGACCUGAAUGGCGCAGUUGGCGUCAACCAGAACCUCUUGCCAGGACUGUACUGGGCUAACGCUGUCCCUGAUGCCGAGACUAUGGUAGACCUCGUCGUUAAGGACACGGUUAUUGCCUUCGAAGAUGGUAUUGGAUAUCACGAUAAGAAUUGGGGCAACCAGUCCAUCAUCGACGGUCCUCGUUAUUGGGACUGGGGCCACGCUCGCUUCGGUCCCUACUCCAUUGUCUGGUACAACCUUCUCGACUAUAGUGGCAAUGAGAGCAGACGUUCCUAUGUUUCAAGAGACGGACAAGUUCUUCUCGUCAGCUGUGACAUGGCGAGCAUGGAAGUUCGCCAGAAGGGAGGAAAGGCAGCUUGGCCUCCUACCACUGGACUGCUGGAGACCGAUGGCCUUUCCAUCAAGUACAAUCUCACAAACGGCGACGUGAUGGAGGUUGAUGUCUCUACUCAAUUCAUUGUCAAGGAUGAGGAUGGCAUCUAUCAGCGCGCCAAUGGUCUCGUCAAAGGCGGUAUUGCUGGACAAGAGACUUUCGAGGGUCGAGGUCACUUCGAAGAAUUCAUCUUUGGGAUCGUUAAAGACUACACCCCACAGGUCUAA
This is a messenger RNA of Colletotrichum godetiae, 1137 nucleotides long. RefSeq lists its product as uncharacterized. The transcript has 2 exons. Lineage: Eukaryota; Fungi; Ascomycota; Sordariomycetes; Glomerellales; Glomerellaceae. The record is from RefSeq and is a predicted model, not a curated record. The coding region runs from base 1 to 1137 and encodes 378 amino acids.